This is a messenger RNA of Lachancea thermotolerans CBS 6340, 1125 nucleotides long. Its product is annotated as NAD(P)-dependent alcohol dehydrogenase. Gene Ontology annotation, biological process: alcohol metabolic process. The transcript has a single exon. Lineage: Eukaryota; Fungi; Ascomycota; Saccharomycetes; Saccharomycetales; Saccharomycetaceae. The coding region runs from base 1 to 1125 and encodes 374 amino acids. Gene Ontology annotation, molecular function: zinc ion binding; alcohol dehydrogenase (NADP+) activity. The record is from RefSeq and is a predicted model, not a curated record.
AUGACCUACCCCGAGCAAUUUCAAGGCUUUGCCAUCAGCGACCCCAAAGACUGGGCCACGCCCAAGCUCACCAGCUUCCAGCCCAAGAACUUCGGUCCUCGCGACGUGGACAUCGAGGUUGAAUGCUGCGGCAUCUGCGCCUCAGAGCUCUUCGCGCUCAAGAACGACUGGACGCACGAGCCGCUUGCAUGCCUCAGCUCCAAGUACGGUCCCAAGACGCAAGUCGUCGGCCACGAGGUCGUCGGCAAAGUCGUCGCCGUGGGCCCCGAAGUUAGCCUUUGUAAGGUCGGCGACAGGGUCGGUCUCGGCGCGCAAGCCUCCGCGUGCAUGCAGUGCAGCCGCUGCCAGUCCAGCAAUGAGCAGUACUGCGCUCAGUCCAUCGGCACCUACUGCAACCCAUACCCUGAUGGUUAUGUGUCGCAGGGUGGCUACGCUUCGCACGUCAGGGCGCACGAGCAGUUCUGCUUCCCUAUCCCACCAGAGAUCCCAUCAGAGCUCGUCGCUCCCCUGCAGUGCGGCGGCCUGACCGUCUUCUCGCCAAUCAAGCGCAACAUCCAGGGCAAGAAGAACCCCCGCGUCGCCAUCAUCGGGAUUGGCGGCCUUGGCCACAUGGCCAUCAUGAUCUCCAAGGCCCUGGGCGCAGAGGUCUCCGCCGUGUCUCGUGGUUACUCCAAGCGUGACGACGCGCUGAAAAUGGGCGCAGACCACUUCAUCGCCACCAGCGAGCCAAACUGGAACGCGGGGCUGGACGAUACUUUCGACCUGAUUCUGAACUGUGCGUCGUCUACCUCUUCCCUCGACCUUAACGCGCUGCUCCCUUGCCUGAAGGUCAACUGCAACUUUGUCUCGGUUGGUCUUCCUCACAUCGACGAGGACUUUAAGGUUAAGCCAUUCAGUUUCUUCCACAACGGUUGCAAUAUCGGCUCUUCCAAGCUGGGUUCCAGAGAGGAAGCCAUCGAACUCAUGCAAUUGGCCGUAAAGCACAACUUUAGGCCAUGGGUUGAGACUAUAAAGGUGUCUGAGGCCGGCGUUUCCGAGGGUCUCACUAGACUAGACAAGGGUGAUGUCAGAUACAGAUUCACUUUGACCGGCUUUCACGAUUUCUUUGGCACCGGCAAACAGUAA